GGGCUGGUGUUUGAUGCCCUGUACGGGAACCUGCUGAAGGUGGACUCCCACGGGAACCUGCUGGUCUGCGCCCAUGGCUUCCGCUUCCUCAAGGGGGCCGAAAUCCUCCACUAUUACCCCAACAAGUUCAUCCAGCGAGAUGACAUGAAGCGCUUCCACAUCCUCAACACCCUCUUCAACCUCACGGAGGCCCACCUCUAUGCCUGUCUUGUGGACUUCUUCACCAAUUGCUCCAGAUACGUCAAGUAAGAGGGAGAUGGUGGGUGGGGGCUUGGACCCAGUUUUGGCCAGACCUAUCCAUCCCCUCUGCAGGGCUGCCUGAAGGAGAAGACACUGGAGAACCUGGAGAAAUACGUGGUGAAGGAUCCCCGCGUGCCGCUGCUGCUGAGACGCAUGAAGGAGGUGGGGAAGGUCUUUCUGGCCACCAACAGUGACUACAACUACACUGAUGCCAUCAUGUCCUACCUGUUUGACUUCAGCAAUGGGGACAAGGCCGAGACCCCGCAGCGCCCCUGGCGAUCCUAUUUUGACCUCAUCGUGGUAGACACCCGCAAGCCGCUCUUCUUUGCUGAGGGCACCGUCCUGCGCCAAGUCAACACGGACACAGGGAAGCUGCGCAUCGGGACGUACACUGGCCCGCUCCAGCACUGCGCCGUCUACUCCGGUGGCUCCUCAGACAUGGUGUGUGACCUGCUGGGUGUGAAGGGCAAAGACAUCCUCUACAUGGGGGACCACAUCUUCGGGGACAUCCUCAAGUCCAAGAAACGUCAGGGCUGGCGCACCUUCCUGGUGGUGCCUGAGCUGGCCCGUGAGGAACAGGUCCGGACGGCGAAGAGCUGCGAGCUGUUUGAGGAGCUGCGGAGUCUGGACCUCUUUCUGGCAGAGCUGUACCAGCACUUGGACAGUGGCAGCAGCGAGCGCCCAGACAUCAGCUCCAUCAAGCGUCGGAUCCAGAAAGUCACGCACGAGAUGGACAUGUGCUACGGAAAGGUGGCCAGCCUCUUCCGCUGCGGCUCACGCCAGACGCUCUUUGCCAACCAGCUGAUGCGCUACGCAGACCUCUAUGCCGCCUCCUUCAUCAACUUCCUCUACUACCCCUUCAGCUACCUCUUCCGGGCACCCCCAGUCCUG
Messenger RNA from Phaethon lepturus (White-tailed tropicbird), 1131 nucleotides. Its product is annotated as cytosolic purine 5'-nucleotidase-like. The transcript is spliced from 12 exons. The record is from RefSeq and is a predicted model, not a curated record. Lineage: Eukaryota; Metazoa; Chordata; Aves; Phaethontiformes; Phaethontidae. The annotation marks the transcript as partial. Gene Ontology annotation, molecular function: 5'-nucleotidase activity.